Messenger RNA from Medioppia subpectinata, 468 nucleotides. The record is from the annotation of a GenBank genome assembly. Lineage: Eukaryota; Metazoa; Arthropoda; Arachnida; Sarcoptiformes; Oppiidae.
AUGUUUUCACAAAAUGUGAGACAAAUUUUGCACAAAACUUGCGAACCGAUGGCAAAGAAACCUAAAUUGGUUAACAGUAGAGACACUUCCAGCGCUCAAGACGUCAAUCCCUUGCAGAGAGGGAAGUAUGGACUCAGACUAUUGCCCACACAAGUCGACUACUAUCAGUCAGUUUUAGAGGACAGACGCGUUCGGGGAUUUCGCGAGACCUCUCGUCCCGAGAGACUCGUCUCUUCGGAAACUAUCAAAACUGAGCCUAAAGUUGAGACGAAACGUAAGCCCAAAUCGAGUCCAACGGUUGGUAAAUAUGAGUUUGAAAUCGGAGACAUUGUUUGGGGAACACUUGCAAACUAUAAGACUUGGUUUCCGGCUCUUAUCAUAUCUCACUUGCAUUGUAAGCAAAAAGCGGCCAAAAAGGGUCAGACGUGGGUGUAUUGGUUCGGUGACCAUCAGGUCUCAGAGAUACAC